AUAAGCCGUCUGGAGAAGACAGAACUGUUUUCAUGAUUCAGACAUUUGUAUGAGCUCCAGAUCUGUAAAACCAUGGCCUUCAGUGCUCUGAGGCGAAGUCAGAGGGAUGGCAGAGGCAUAGGCAGAAACACUGCAAGGAGCGAGAACACAGAUGAAGAAAUCCGAAUGGUGCUGAUCGGAAAGACAGGAAAUGGGAAGAGUGCAUCGGGAAACAACAUUCUAAAUCGAAAGGCCUUUACGUCAGUCCUCUCUCCACAGUCUGUGACGUCAGAGUGUGAAAAGGCCAAAGGGAUGGUGGAUGGACGCAGGGUCGCAGUCAUCGACACACCAGGAAUAUACGACACAAAGUACAAAGAAGAUGAGGUGCUCAGGAAGCUGAAAGAGUGCAUCUCUUUCUCCGCUCCCGGCCCACACGUGUUCCUGAUUGUGGUCAAGUUGAGCAGAUUCACAGAGGAAGAACAGAAAACUGUUGAACUUCUGCAGCAGGUGUUUGGUGACAAAGCUGCAGAUUACUCCAUGGUUCUCUUCACUCAUGGUGACCAGCUGGGACAGACAAAAAUUGAAGACUUUUUUAGAAAAAGUCAACAACUUAGCCAUUUGAUCAGAAAAUGUAACGGGCGGUAUCACGUCCUCAAUAACACACUGUCCGAUAACAGUCAGGGGCCGCAGCUGCUCGCAAAGAUAGUAAAGAUGAUCGGUGAAAAUGGAGGAACGUUUUACACAAAUGAAAUGUUCCAGGAGGCUGAGAAAGCGAUCCAAGAACAGCAACUAAAGAUUUUGAUGGCCAGUGCCGAGCAAAAACUCAGAGAAGAGGAACAACUGAGGGCGAUGUUUGAAGGAGAGCGGCUGCAGAAAGAGCUGAAUAAUCUCAAUGAUGAGUACAAACGAAAAUCGCGAGAAAAGGCAGAGAGGAAAAACAAAUUCAUUCACACUGGUCUGGUCAUAACAAGUGCUGAAGUGGGUAUUGCAAUCGGUGCUGGGGCAGCAGCUGUUGGAGGUCCAAUUUGCAUCGCCGUCGGAGCAGCGGUGGGCGGAGUAGUCGGGGCUGUAGUGGGAGUCUUAGCACCAGCAGCAGUGAUAGCUCUGAAAAAUAAAUGCUCUGUUCAAUAAAAGAUGAAGGCCACUGCAUUUACAUGGCCAGUGUGCUGAAGAAUAGAAAAGCACUGACCAAAGAACUGACACAGCUUCCUGUCACAGAUCAACAUUAUAGUUACUUUGUGGUCUGAUAUAGGAAAGCGGAAGUUAAAGCUGCACUGAUGUGUAAGGGGAAAGAGAUCAAUCGUAGUGACAAAUGCAGAGAUAAUUAUCACAGCCUCUGCAGUUCCUCUCAGCUUGAUGGAGCACUGUAGUUUCUCUCAGUUAUUUUUUUCAGAUUUACAGCCCACACAUUGACUUUU
Molecule: messenger RNA, 1397 nt
Organism: Epinephelus fuscoguttatus (brown-marbled grouper)
Lineage: Eukaryota; Metazoa; Chordata; Actinopteri; Perciformes; Serranidae
Product: GTPase IMAP family member 9-like
Exons: 2
Coding region: 73-1110 (345 amino acids)
Molecular function (GO): GTP binding
Source: RefSeq, a predicted model, not a curated record